AUGCAGGCUACUUCGGGCUCACGGCGAGCCUACAGCCAACGCCCUUCCCCUGGGGCCGACCCUGGCCCGCCACCCAGUGUGCGAGCCAACUCGCCCGGCAGGGGCGUCCAGCCGCGUUCGUCCACGGCUUCGUCCAGAUCAGCACCAUCGGGCAGUUCGAGGCGUUCGAACCGCGAAGGUACUCCCGCCGGAGGCAGCGGCAAUGGUGGCGGUAGCGGUAGCGGUGGCGGCAACGCCAACCUGCCCUUGUCGCAGAUCGAAAAGAGCGUCACCCACCUGCUUGUGGCGACGAAGCAACUUCUCGAGACCCUGACGCAAUGGUCGCGCGGCCAGGCCACCGAUUCCCAGGUAUCCGACGUCUACGUCCGGCUAGGCUACGAGUUCAACAUGGCCUGCCGAGCCUUCACCGCCAUCAACGUCGACACCUCCGACCUCGGAAACGUACCCGACUCCCUGCGGCACAUUCUCGAAGCCACGCUCAGUCAGGAAGCCAGUGCCGAGAGCCUCGAGAAAUACUUGCCGAGGAUACGAGACAUCAUCAUCAAUCUGCUGCACGGCCUCAAGCGGAAGCAGCAGCGGCUGCGGCAAAAGCAGCAAGGCAAGGACCGCGAGGGCACGCCCCUUCCGGAGAGGACGACGAGCGUGAGCACCGUGGGCAGCGGAACGAGCGGCCUCGCAAACUUGUUGGAGGAGGGGCUGGAGAAUGGAUACCGCCCCGAACCUCCGCGCAACGAGAUGCCGCAGCAAGGCCGGCUGAGCGCGUCGCCCAGCCGCCGUUUGACCCCGCAAAGGGAGCCGUCGCGGGGCGCCGCCGCACCGGAGCAGCAGCCUUCGCCGUCGAGCGUCGCGGUCCAAGGCCCGCCGGUGCUGCCGCCACUGCCUGCCCAAAGCUCGGCCAUGCCCUCUGCCGGAUCGACGGGCGACUUGAACAUCGAUGCUUUCCCUCCCACGCCCCCUCCACCAUCAGAAAAGCAGUCGAGCGCCUUUGCGGCGCUGCAAAAGGGGGGCGACCUGGAGAGGCGAGCUUCGCGCCGAUACUCUCAGUACCAGAUAUCGAAACAUCUUGGGGGUGCUUCCAGUGCUGUGCCCAUGCUGCCGCCACAAAACACGCCAAUACCAAACAGAGGCCGGAAGGAGGCUCGCGAAUCCUUGCGUGCCGUUCAAUCUCGAGGGCCCAUCCCCCAACCUCGAGGCGCGCCGAGCCAAACGAAGACUACCGUAUUUGAAGCACCUCCUGCAAAGAUCCACAGCCGCUUGUCGGAAGAACUACCAUUGGAAUCGCCCAUACUGCCGCAGAACGCGAACCAAGGCUCGACCCCCCAGCGGCCCGAUGAAACGUACGCGCCAAGCGCUACCGUCAAGGGCCCUCUCGAGGAUCCGGCCUCCUUCACUCUGGAGCCCGAGGCCAAUGGCAAGGUAACGGUGCCCAAGAGCAUGGAACCUGUCAAGGAGGACGAAACCGAGGCCUCGUCGAAAAAGUCGCACUCGAGGGCGGGCGAGUCUUUCUUUCAGGUCUCUCCACCAGGAACCCCGAGCAAGGACCUCACCCUGUUUCUCCAGUACAAGUCCAAGGUCAAGAAGAUUAUCCUACCCGAGGGGCGGGAGGAGCUGACCAUCGGCCGCAUCCAGCUGGCCUUUAUCGAAAAGUUUUCAUGGAACAUUCAACAAAACGGUGCCGAUCUACCGGAGAUUUACAUCCAGGAUCCCCUGUCCGGUGUGCGCCACGAACUUGAGGACCUCUCCGACGUCAAGGAUCGGACCGUCCUCGUCCUCAACGUGGAGCCGUUGGAUGAGGUCAAGCGGCACAUCGACGACGGUUUGCUGGCUCUCACCAACAUCGUACGCGAAGUCAAGCAGCACGUGGAUGACCAAGGCACGGCUUUGCAGCAAGUCUCCGACAGGCAGCACCAGACUGCGAAUGAUUUGGCUCGGCUGGCCACGGCCUCGCCGCCCGUCCCCUCAUCUACCGAAGGCGUGAGGGCCGUUCCUGGUCCGGGUCGGAAGCUUAGUGCCGGUCAGCUCGGAGAGGUGCAGCGGCUGCGACGCGACCUCGCAGUCCUGCGCCAAACCUACUCUGGUUUCCAGUCCGAGAUACAGAACUCCAUGUCGAGCAUCCGCAACAAGGCGGCCAACGUCAAGGCCGCCGCCAUCAAGGCCGCCGUUCCCGAUAUCGAAGGCGAUGCCGGCUAUUCCUACGUCACGAACGGACGCAAGCAGCUCAACAGCGACUCCGACUCGCUCGUGGCCAAAGUCGAUGACCUCCAAGACCUUGUGGAAGAUCUGCGCAAGGAUGUUGUGCAUCGCGGCGUGCGACCACUGCCGCGACAGCUCGAGAGCGUCACGAAGGACAUUGUUGGCUUGUCCAAGGAGCUCAAGAGGAUGGAGGAUUACCUGCUCCAAGAAAAGCCCAUCUGGACCAAGAUCUGGGAGAAGGAGCUUGAGGACGUGUGCCAAGGGCGAGAUGAGCUUCGUCUUAUGGAAGAUCUGUUGGUCGAUCUCCGUGAUGAUUUGGAAAAGGCCGGCGAGACGUUUACCCUCGUCGAGCAGGCUACCAAGGAGCAGAUGAAGGAUUCUGGCACGGGCGCAAGCGCAGGGACGGCGCGCCAAUUUUCCAAGGGCCUAAACAACCUCGGCAACAGCCUCGACCAGACGGCCGCCAAAGAGGAUGUUCUGAGCGAGGUCAGAGCCCUGCUGCCCAAUCACGAGGAUCGGCUGGAAGCGCUCGAGCGCGCAGAGAAGCUUCGGCAGAAGGAGCUGGAGGGACGGAGAGGCAACGCUCUGCAGCGCGAGAUUGCCAGUUUUGUCGAUGAGGGCAAGCUGAAGAAAUCUGGCGGAUUUGAGGAGGUCGAGCGGGCUCGAAAGGCCAAGGACGACAGAAUCCGUCGCGAGGUCUGGGAGCGCCAGAAUGGCAUGAUCCCCGACGACCCCGUCGGCGAAGAUGUGCAGUCAGAGAGCGGCGCGGCGGCAGAAGAAGAAGAAGAAGAGGACGAAGCGGUGGAGGCGGACCCAUCUGGGUCUGGAUCUGGGUCCGGCAAAGCCUCGCCCAAGCCUGAAGAGGACUGA
This is a messenger RNA of Drechmeria coniospora, 3063 nucleotides long. Its product is annotated as putative actin-interacting protein AIP3. NCBI's taxonomy places the organism in Eukaryota, Fungi, Ascomycota, Sordariomycetes, Hypocreales, Ophiocordycipitaceae. The record is from RefSeq and is a predicted model, not a curated record. The transcript is spliced from 2 exons. Gene Ontology annotation, molecular function: cytoskeletal regulatory protein binding. Gene Ontology annotation, biological process: establishment of cell polarity. Gene Ontology annotation, cellular component: cell tip; cytoplasm. Bases 1 to 3063 code for a protein of 1020 amino acids.